CUCCAAUGUAAAUGAUGUGAAACUUCUCCAGAAUCUGCGUAAAAAGCAGCAUGGUGUUAGUGUCACUUCACUGAACCUGGGGAAGAAGGUCCCCAAGGUGGUGGACACAGUCUCCAAUAAUGACCCAUUCAAUCUGCAGACAGGUGGGAUGAUGGACAUGAAGGCUAUAAAAGCCAGGAGGCCCACAACAGAAGAGAUAGAAUCUAUAGGCACAGCUUUUGCUGCUGAAACUAACAGAAGAGAUGAGGAUGCUGACAUGUUGAAGUAUGUUGAAGAAGAGUUGAUGAAGAGGAAAGGUGUUGGUAAAGAUGAACCUCAGGAGAGAAAAGCAAGCCAGAAUCCAAUGGAUGCACUGUAUGAUGUACCUGAGCACCUCCGCGUUGGAUUAUGGAGUAAAAACGAAGAUAUGUUGUCCAAUCAGAUGCUGUCUGGAAUUCCUGAGGUGGACUUGGGAAUAGAGGCUAAAAUAAAAAAUAUAGAAGCCACAGAGGAAGCAAAAGCACAGCUACUGAGAGAAAGAAUGAACAAGAAAGACAAUGUCUCAGAAUUUGUACCAACAAAUUAUGCAGUGAAUUUUGUACAGCACAAGAGAUUCACGUUUGAGGAGAACAAACCAGCACAAAAGGCAGUCAAGGAAGAGGCCCCCAAACCUAAACCUGUUAGAGUUGGGGAUUAUAACUCUGAAGACACUGCUACAGACAAAUCUGGAAAGAAAAAAUCUGGAGAUGAAAAAGCCACAGAUGACUUCCAUUUUGAGAGGUUUAAGAAACAGGUUCUAAGGAGGUAACGGCUGGACAUCUUGUGACAGCGUCAGACGAUGUGUUCAUGUGACUUUGAUGGUUAAUCAUUUCGUGAAUAAUGCAUCACACUGUUACGUGUUACAUUCAUUGUAUGCUGCUCUUUGGAGUUGAUUGGACCAAUCAAAUGCUAAGCAACAUCACAGACAGUGUUUGCAGCUUUGAAGAAAUAUUAUGGGAUGGUAUGUCUUCAGGUCUCACAAAAGUGAAGAGUUCCUACACUGGACUGCAAAGGUGUCAUUCUUAGUCCAUUAAAUCAAUGUCCACUGACUCCAGUGUCCAGUUUUCAAGGCAAUUCAAGCUAAAGUGGUAUUUUUCCAUCAGUGGAUGCUGCAAAUGCUGGGAUAAAGAAAACAUCUUAUUGACAAAAUAUUGGUUGUACUUUUAAGUACAUUGUGAUGGAAAGUACUUGGUGUUUGACGACCUUUACUGGAAGUUGAUUAGGUUAUUCAGGACCAAGGGAAUGAAAUUGUUAAAGAUGACAGAUUAUAGAAUCUUGUAAAAACCCUGACACCAAAAGUGUGCAGUAGACAUUCAUUAGAACCAGAAGUGAACAUAUGGAAAAUGGGACUAACAAUUAGUCCUAGUUACAACACAAGUCAUCCACUGUAUGCCACAUACAAGAGCCUAAUUAUAUCGAGGUGCAGCAGAGAUAUAAUUUGCUCUUGUAUGUGGCAUACAGUGGACGAGGAGGAGUAAUUCUGUUGUAACCGACUUGUACCACAGCUGGUGCUUUCAAACAAUAGGAUAAGUGCACAGAAGCGUAUGCAAACACAGGCAAGCCUGUAUGCGAAAUACCAGUGCAAUUAUCCUCGUUUGAAGUGCCAGUCAUGGUAUAAAUAAUACAUUUAAUUAUGACUUUUACUAUUUUUAGAAAUUAUAUUUUGAUUUCAUUUUACCUCAAUGAAUCAUCACAGUGACUGUAAUCAGUUUUAAUAAUAUACCAUGCGUUUGAAAUACUCUGGGCAGUACUGAAGGCCCAAUACUUAGAUAGGCAGAAGAAAAUGUUUUUUAACAUACAUUUUGUAUACCCCAACUUUUACAUGAUUCACCUAUAAUUUUGGUAACAGUUUGUUUAUAAACUACUAAAGAAAUAUUUUGGCAAACUAAAAAGCUUUCCUUUUAUCAUUUUUCCACCUUAUUUAUUUUUCAUGGAAAAGU
Lingula anatina is the source of this 1958-nucleotide messenger RNA. Its product is annotated as splicing factor C9orf78 homolog. Gene Ontology annotation, cellular component: spliceosomal complex. NCBI's taxonomy places the organism in Eukaryota, Metazoa, Brachiopoda, Lingulata, Lingulida, Lingulidae. The record is from RefSeq and is a predicted model, not a curated record. Gene Ontology annotation, biological process: mRNA splicing, via spliceosome.